This is a messenger RNA of Emericellopsis cladophorae, 387 nucleotides long. RefSeq lists its product as uncharacterized. NCBI's taxonomy places the organism in Eukaryota, Fungi, Ascomycota, Sordariomycetes, Hypocreales, Bionectriaceae. The transcript has a single exon. The coding region runs from base 1 to 387 and encodes 128 amino acids. The record is from RefSeq and is a predicted model, not a curated record.
AUGAAGUACAUUCUUUACUCAACCUGCUUCUUCUUUUUCAUCCUCGUCACAGCGCUCUACUUUACUCGCGAACACUGGCGCCAUCGAGUGCCCAACAUCCACGUUCCGGGUGCAGACUACAUCUACUCGCGCCUUCCCGACAGCUUUUCGGGUGAUAUCGAUGCAGGGCUAUCAAGCAGCACGUUCGAUCUGAGUAGUAAUGUGGAGGCGGGAGACAGCCGCAGGGGACUAGAUGAUGCGGCCAAGACAGAAGUAUUGAAGAUCAUGAAGAAGAGGAGAAUGAACUUCGACCAGGCACGAAAAGUGUACAUGGAGAAUCGAUUCCAAGCCAACGGCAUCGGCGCUGAUGGAAGACCGCGCGAUCCGAAGUUCGUCAGCUUUUCUUAA